GAAAGCGAUGAGUAAGAGGUGACUCAACAUCCCACUACUAUAAGACACACCGAUGGUGGCCCCAACAGUGGACACACUCACCACCAAAAGCCGCAAAAAAACACAAUGGACUGCAUCACCUUGGCCAUUCUGGUGUCCGUCUCCCAAAUGUGGGGCGCGGUCAUAGCAGCCCCCAUGUCGGCGGAGGCCAUCAGGAUGAAAGCUACGGUGGAAGGGAGGUCCAAGCAGCUGGUGGCCAAGAUCAAUAAAAUCCAGGUUCCUCCUGGCAUGACGCUGACGCCGCCGGCCGACAAACUGGAUGGGCUCUCCUCGGUGGUGACGCUCCUAGACGGCUACGAGAAGCUCAUCUCAGACUCUCUGAACGCGUCUCAGGUGAAGGCCGAGAUCUCGUGGCUGAAGGGUUACCUCGGUCAGUGGAAGAAGGGUCGCUGUGGAGAGACCAAGGUCAACAGAACGUCAGCCGCAGGUGGCGCGCUGCAGCGGCUGCAGAGUCAGCGAGGCUUCGUCCUCACCGUCGGCAUCGAGGCUCUGAUCAGAGUCAAGGACAUCCUCACACGGCUGUUGCAGAACAUGGCGAACCUGGACAAAUGCUGAGCUGGAAACUCCAAAAUGCACAUUUGGUUCAUUGAAGACUCAAAAACAGAGCUGUCUAAAUUGAAGGAUGCCAUGUUUAUUUAUCCAUUCUUCUUCUUUAAUUUAUAUUAGGACGUUAAAACCAGAUCAUAGUGUUCAAUGUGUCACUCAACACUUCUUUUUCCGUUUGACUACAUACGGACACAAUUGAGGCCAUCAACUUUGGACAGCUUAGGGCUUUGCAGUUUAGAACAACCUGAAGUCGGUACAGGUAAAGCUUUAUUACUCUCCCAACAGUCACUAAAUUCCGCUUUUGUUGCGUUCCAGUGUAACCCUCCGGGUUAAGAUCUUCCCUGGCUUUAUAUGAACGCCUGCUAAGGAAGUUCACCGACUUUCAUCAGUGGCGGCAGUUUGUCAACCGUUGAACUGCAGUCAGGGAAAGCAAAACUACUUGCCAGAAACUGCAAAGCCUAUAUAGUCAAAUGCAGAUGGCCUUGCAUCCGUGCAAAUGAUAUCUGAAACAGGGGCACAAAAAUGGAUUUUGGCAUCGUUCACAUUCAUGGCUACCAACAAUUGAGAGUUUUCAAUGAGGCUAAUGAGCAUGUUUGUGAAAUGUGGGAGGAAGCCGGAAAAAAGUCACGCAAAGACAGGUAGUACACGCAAACGCCAAGCAGGAAAGCUGUAGCCCGUAGUCAAACCCAGAACCUCAGAAGUGUGAGACAGAUGUGCUAACCACCAUUCUUAUUUAAAUACUGGGAAUUUAUUUAUGUCAACAUCCACCACCAGCUCUUCCAAUACUGCUAUUUAUCGCCUUCAAAUGUGCAUUUUGUAUAUUUUUGUACUGUAUUUGCUUUUUUAAAACCUAUUUAAGAAAAAAUAUAUGAAAUAAAGUGUC
This is a messenger RNA of Syngnathus typhle (broad-nosed pipefish), 1468 nucleotides long. RefSeq names its product leptin-like. The record is from RefSeq and is a predicted model, not a curated record. The transcript is spliced from 3 exons. Bases 106 to 594 code for a protein of 162 amino acids. NCBI's taxonomy places the organism in Eukaryota, Metazoa, Chordata, Actinopteri, Syngnathiformes, Syngnathidae.